Molecule: messenger RNA, 1027 nt
Organism: Helianthus annuus (common sunflower)
Lineage: Eukaryota; Viridiplantae; Streptophyta; Magnoliopsida; Asterales; Asteraceae
Product: ras-related protein RABA1f
Exons: 2
Coding region: 177-821 (214 amino acids)
Cellular component (GO): endosome
Molecular function (GO): GTPase activity; GTP binding
Source: RefSeq, a predicted model, not a curated record
GCCUCCCUCUCUCUCUCUCUCUCUCUCUCUCUCUCUCUCUCUCUCUCGUGAAUCUUGUGCUACCAAAUCUUGAUCAUCAUCAUCUUCACAUAAACCCUAGAAAAGCUUCAUACAUAAUCUAACUCCAAAUCAUCAAUCGGACACACAAUCAUCAACCCUAACAGCAGCAAAUCAACAUGGCGGCUUACAGAGCCGACGACGACUACGAUUACCUCUUCAAAUUAGUCCUGAUUGGCGACUCCGGUGUCGGCAAAUCCAAUUUGUUGUCCAGAUUUGCUAAGAACGAGUUCAAUCUUGAAUCUAAGUCGACUAUCGGCGUCGAAUUUGCUACUAGAAGUAUCCGUGUUGAUGAUAAGAUUGUUAAGGCUCAGAUUUGGGAUACUGCUGGUCAGGAAAGGUACCGUGCAAUCACAAGUGCAUACUACAGAGGCGCUGUUGGGGCACUGGUAGUGUAUGACACAUCACGCCACGUCACCUUUGAGAACGUUGAGAGAUGGUUAAAAGAGCUUCGCGAUCACACGGACCCAAACAUUGUGAUAAUGUUAGUAGGAAACAAGGCCGACUUGCGCCAUUUGCGCGCAGUCCCCACUGAGGAGGCAAAAACGUUUGCGGAGAAGGAGAACACAUACUUUAUGGAAACGUCAGCUCUUGAGGCAUUGAAUGUUGAAACCGCAUUCACAGAGGUUCUUACACAAAUACAUCAGGUUGUGAGCCGGAAAGCACUUGAAGCAGGUGAUGAUCCUUCAGCUCUGCCUAAAGGUCAAACCAUUAAUGUUGGGUCAAAGGAUGAUGUUAAGAAAGUUGGUUGCUGCUCUGCUUAAGAAUAUGUUGAGUUAUCUGAGUAAGUAUCCUCUGUUUCAAAUUAUUUGGUCCAUUUGUGUUUUUAUAUGUGUAGGAUUUGAGACAGUUUUCUUGAAGUACAUUUGAUCAUUUUGGGUUCAAGACUAUUAAGUAACAUAUGCGAUUUCUAUGAUUCUUUUUGUAAUAUCAAAGAGUUUCUUUAUAUGACAUUAAUCGAUUCGAUAAA